Messenger RNA from Alligator mississippiensis (American alligator), 5090 nucleotides. RefSeq names its product RNA pseudouridine synthase domain containing 2 (gene RPUSD2). The transcript is spliced from 3 exons. Bases 988 to 2502 code for a protein of 504 amino acids. Gene Ontology annotation, molecular function: pseudouridine synthase activity; RNA binding. Lineage: Eukaryota; Metazoa; Chordata; Crocodylia; Alligatoridae. The record is from RefSeq and is a predicted model, not a curated record. Gene Ontology annotation, biological process: pseudouridine synthesis.
UGUUGUGUGAUGCACAGUGCCUCCUGUCACAUGGUGCUCACGCGCUGCUGUCAUGUAGAACCAGCCCCAUGGGCCUUUUAGAUUGGGGUGGGGACUGUCAUCUAUAUGGUCACCCUGUCAGCAGUGCUGCUGCAAGCAGAGGCAGAGUGGCAUGGUGUACCAGGCAGGCUGGCAGCAGUGGUAAAAAAUAAAAUGUAACUAAUUGCAUGUUUUUAUUUUGAAUUGAACUACUGUAGUGGUACAGCCUAGCACAGCUGUGCACAUGCUUGCCAAGCUAUGCACACUUGUCAGGGGACUCAAACCUGUGGCAGAGGGGAGCCAGCAUCAUUGCUGUGCCAGUGGCAUGAAGCUGAUGUCUCCCUGCCUGGGGAGAGCCCGAGAGCUGGUAGGGGGCAGUACUGCCCCUGGCUGCAGGUGGCUGGAGGUAGCGCACCCCUGUUCAGGCUGAGCGAACCGGGCUCCUCAGGGCAGCCCAGUCCCCUCCCUGUGCAGGGCUGGGGCAAAGCGGAGUGGUGCAACACUCGGGGCUCCCCGCGGGGGCGGAGCUGCCCCCAGGCCACAAGGGGACUGAGCUGGGGGCCUAAACAGGGAUGGGGUGAGGUGCAGCACCAGCUCCCGCAGCGCCCUGCCCAGCCCUGCCUGAGGCCGAGCCGGCCACUGGGGACAGGGGUGGAGCGGAGCCUGGAGCUGGAGAGACCCACGCUCCCGCCAGGGGAGGGGUCCGAGCCGCGUCCCCUGUGGGCUCCAGGCGGGGCGGCCGCUCCCUGCUCCGACCCCCGCUGAGACUGCAAGUGCGGCGGGCUCCAGCCCACCCGGGGCUUUGCGUCAGCUUCCUCCAACGGCAGGGCCGGCACCGAACCCCUCGCCGGGCCCAGGGGGCCUGCGACUGCAGCAUCGCCCGAAUUGUGCGUCAGCCGGAGCCGAGAGAGGCGAUUAGCCUGCGUCACAGCCCCGCGUCGGGCGGGGCCACGUGGGCGCUUGCUACUGAUGCUGUGCCGGGGCCUGUUGUGCCCAGCAUCGGCCUGGAGAAGCCUGGCGAUGGCGGAGGCGACAGCGGCCGGGCCGGGCCGGGAGGGCGGCGAGCAGGAGGACACGCCGCCCGCGGCCAAGAGGCGGCGGCUACAGGGGGGCGGGGCGGAGCGCUUCGUGCCGCCGCCGCGGAAGCUGAACCCGGGCGUGAGCUUCAGCGAGGCGCACUUCGCCGAGACUAGCUACUACUUCGAGGGCGGCCUGCGCAAGGUGCGGCCCUACUACUUCGACUUCCAGACCUACUGCAAGGGCCGCUGGGUGGGCAAGAGCCUGCUGCACGUCUUCGCCUCCGAGUUCCGCGCCCACCCGCUCGCCUACUACCGCGUCGCCGCCCGCGCAGGCCGCCUCCGCCUCAACGAGCAGCCCGUGCGGGACCUCGACGUCGUGCUCAAGAAUAAUGACUUCCUGAGGAAUACCGCGCAUCGCCAUGAGCCUCCAGUCACCGCUCAGCCUAUCCAGGUUUUGGCAGAGAAUGAUGAGAUGGUUGUUGUGGACAAACCCUCUUCUCUGCCAGUACACCCAUGUGGCCGAUUUCGACACAACACUGUCAUCUUCAUCUUGGGAAAAGAGCAUGACCUCAAAGAGUUGCACACUAUUCACCGGCUUGACCGCAUGACUUCUGGUGUGCUUAUGUUUGCCAAGACUUUAGAAGUGUCCAAGAGGAUUGAUGAGCAAGUUCGACAGCGGCAGCUGGAAAAGGAGUAUGUCUGCCGUGUUCUUGGGGAAUUUCCAGAAAAUGAAGUGGUCUGCGAGGAACCCAUCCUGGUUGUUUCUUACAAGGUGGGAGUGUGUCGGGUAGACCCCAAAGGGAAAUCCUGUAAAACCGUCUUCCAAAGGCUCAGUUAUAACGGCAAGACUAGUGUGGUCAAAUGUUUCCCCCACACAGGCCGCACCCACCAAAUUCGAGUGCAUUUGCAGUUCUUGGGACAUCCUAUUGUCAAUGACCCCAUCUACAACAUGGAAGCCUGGGGUCCUGCCAAGGGCAAGGGUGGUAAAAUUGAUAAAACAGAUGAGGAGCUCCUCAAGGCUUUAGUGGAGGAACAUAAUGCAAAACUGAGCUUUGAUAUGUUGGAUAUUUCAGAGGAAGGCCUGAAGCUCAGCACAGGAAGUAAAGACCAAGAUAGCUCAGGUAGCUGUACUCAGACUGUGGAAGUUACUGCCAUUACUGAAAACUCUUGUGGAACUGAGGAUUCAAAGAGUCAAGAAGAUAGUUCCCAGAACUCUUACAGCAAGCCAGAAACUAGUGAAACUGGCUGUGAAGAAGCCAGUCCAAGCAGGACUCUUGAUGGAGAUAUAGAAGAGAAGGACCCUUUGUGUGCAGAAUGUAAAAUAAUUAGGCAAGACCCAUCUCCUAAGGAACUGGUGAUGUACCUGCAUGCCCUGCGCUACAAAGGAGCAGAGUUUGAAUACUGCUCCAAGAUGCCGGACUGGGCACUGGAGGACUGGGAGGAAUGCCAAGAAUUAAAGCUGUGAGAACUGCAACAUUUUUUAUUUCUUUUAGCUUGUCAGGAGGAAAGUGUCUGCAAGGACCUGCAUCUAUGUGGUUAAAAUUUCCCUGGAGUUGCUGCUUUUAUUUCCCAAUUUUUAUUGGGAACUGCAAACAGGUUGUUUGUGAAUUAAAUGGAAGUGGGAAAGAGUUCCUUUUCUGACAUAGUCAUAAGAAUGCAGUAUUAACAAUGAACCUGUUGAUAGCUAUUGAAGGGAGAGGUGGUUAUUUCCGAAUAACUCAAUUGUGUGUCUCUUUAGCUAGAGAAAAACAUUACCAAGAUGUAUGAAAUGAGGAUCAUUUUUUUCCCUUCUACCUCCUUUAUCACACUUCAUUGUUGUUUGCAAAUUGAGUGCACUUGUUUACUAAAUGCAUACAAUUUAGACAAUCAGCAUUUACAUUUUUCUGUAUAUUAGUUGUCUAUUGUCCUUGUUUAUCUGGAUAAAACUUUGUGAAAUGUUAUUUUAUGUACUGUACGUGUGUCACACUGCAAAUCCCAUAUUGCAUUUUAGGUGCUACUUUGCUUUUGUUGCCAGAUCAAUUUUAGCUGUAUCAUAUCUUCAUUUUUUUCCAAACCAAGUCACUAUGCAGGUUAGGUCUGUUCCUGUCAGUUACUCUUCUUUGUUGUAUUUGGAGUUAUGUUGCAUUGUGCAUUUCUUGUCUAUAGAGGUUUCCAUUCUCUCGUUGGUGUACAUUUUCCUUUCAUAAGUUUAUUCUUGCUAAUGUAGGACACAGUCUGGCCUUAAAUCAGCCUCGAAAAAUUCCUGGACAAACCAUAGUCUAACCAAAAAUUUGGUGCCCCUAAGGAAGUAACUUACUUUGCUGUCAUUGUGCCUACAAGCGUCAGUGCUCCUACUCAGAAUAAUCUUCAUAACCCUCUAAACAUUCCUGUUCUUUGACUGCUACCUCCCAUAUCAUCUCUCUCCUUACUUUUACUGCAAAUCUUUUUGACCUGUUCCAUUACAUUAUUUUAGUCCAUCUACCAAUCCUCAAGCAAAACUUGGAAAUUUUACCAGAUGCACAGUAGCCAGAAAACUAGCCCUGUCAGCCAUGGCCUGAUGUGAAAGAUGCAGGGGCAACUUUACUCAGUGCUGUUUUGGGUUCUGGCUGUAGUCAGAGGGGUUUCUAUUACUUACACAAGCCCUUUGUUUUCAGCUUCCUGCCUAAGUGAAGAGAGACUCCCCACCAUAUCUGUCUGCUGUUGUUGAAAGGCUUCCUGAUCUGCGGCAGAAUGAAGCUUCUUUUCAGUAUUGCUGCUCUUGGGAUUUUGUUAUAUGACAAUGAAACAGGCGAAGUUGUGGUUUAAUUUUUGCUCUGCUGCAGUUUUUUUUGUAGAAGAUCUAGGCCACUUCAAAGAUUUGGAAUAGGAGAAUAGCACUACCUCUGCAUUUGAAAGACUUUCUUCAGUGUAACUUGCCUUCCACAGUUCAAAGGCAGUGUGCUUGUGAGAGAAGUUUGUUUGCCAUGGGGAAGGAGCUAGUCCAUCCCACCAUUAGAAGGUGAUGAUACUUACACCAGCAUUGGAUAUGUGCCUGUUUCUUUGCAUUUGCUGUGCAUUGAUCAGUAAAUCCACAUAUCCAAAGUCCACUAGGUUGCUGGCAAGCUUUCUGCCUGAUUUUUUUUUUUUUGUUUGUUUCAAGAAAGUCUAGGUUGUCAUCAGCUUCCUGUAAAAUAGCAAUACGCAAUAAUGUACACAAUAAUAGAAACAACAGCUUUUCUCAGAAAUAAUUUAAAAACUGAACUGGUUGCUUUCUCUCAUUUCCACCCCCAAAAAUAGGGACUAGCACUUCAAAGAGUACAGCUUCUGUGUUCAUUACUGAUCUGUACACACUAAGCAAAGUGGUGUGGUUUGGUUUUUCAUUUCCUGAUCUUUGGGAUACAGUUAGCAUGUCACAUUGCAUAUUCUGCAGAAUGAAAGAACCUUAUUGUGGCAUCACAGUAAGUGAGGAAGUUUUUCUUUAACUGAUUUAUCUCCAGCAAUAAAUUAUUAACAAAGCCAUUUUUCAAAAUGUGAAUCCUCUUGCUCUAUCUAGCAGAUAUACUUAUUGUGGAGCCUCUAGCAAGACUAGAAUUACCACUGGAGGGUUUUCAACAACAACAACAAAAAUGAAUUUCAGGGUAACUUUCUAUCAGCUGGUUUCUAUUCUGCAAGAAGACUUUCACAACUCUGGAGAAGGGAAGGCUUGAAAGCCUUAGUUUUGGAAUGGUAUUGGGGAAAGGAGUGGGAACGAGUACCGUUUAUUUUUUGUCUUUAACUGUUACUAUUAAGACUUUAACAUACAGUGCUAGCUGUCUAAUCCCAUUGCUUUUAAGGAAAUGGACUGAAUGCUGAUAACUUGAACAAAGAAAGUUUUAAAGGUUAUUACGUAAGUGUUCUGCCUGUGGCUGCAUCACAGUUCAUCAUUUUAUUCAUGUUCAAAGCUCAGGUCUUUAUUCAGUGAAUCUAUUGUAAUUUGUGCAGAUACUCAUAAGAUUUCUGCAGAGUCCAGUCUGUAGAGACACCGCAGUAUAACAGAGGCAAAUAAAAGUAGUUGUUCUUCACAAGGUAAUUAAAGAUGUUUUAUUACAAACCCUA